AACCUGCACACAUACAUCACACAUUAGGCUACAGUUUCAACACGCAACCUACAUUAGUACAGUAAUCCUAGAGCUGCACACAGUGAAUGGGGAAACAUACACACACACCACACGCACACACGCACAAGAAUGAUUCUCCUGUGUGUCUUGUGGAUUUGCACUGGAGCUGAGGAUGAAGACGCAAAACAUCAGGACCCUGUGCCUCAUUAUCUCCAUCAUUCUCUAUCUUCUUGUGGGAGCCACAGUUUUCCAAGCCUUGGAGGCUCAGAGUGAGACCCUAAGGGGGAAAGUCUUGGAGCAGAAGCUGGACGAGCUAAUCACAAAGUAUGGUUUAACCGAGGAGGACUUCAGAGAGCUGGAGAGAGUGGUUCUGUUGUCAGAGCCACACAGGGGAGGCAGCCAGUGGAAGUUUAGUGGAGCCUUUUACUUUGUCAUCACUGUAAUCACCACUAUAGGUUAUGGCCAUGCUGCUCCUCGGACCAAUGCUGGUAAGGCCUUCUGUGUGUUCUACGCAACCCUAGGCAUCCCCCUGACACUGGUCAUGUUCCAGAGCCUUGGAGAGAGGAUCAAUACUUUAGUACGGUGCCUGCUGAGGAGAACUAAGCAGAGUCUGGGUCUACAGAAGGUAGAGGUGUCCAUGGGGAACAUGGUAGUGGUCGGACUGUUGUCGUGUGCGAGCGCUCUUUGUGUUGGAGCCGCAGCCUUUUCACAUUUUGAAGACUGGUCCUUCUUCAACGCAUACUACUAUUGUUUCACCACACUCACCACCAUUGGCUUUGGAGAUUUUGUAGCCCUGCAGAAGACAGAUGCUCUCCAGAGGCAGCCAACGUACGUGGCCUUUACCCUCAUGUACAUACUGGUGGGACUGACAAUCAUGGGAGCUUUUAUCAACCUGGUGGUCCUGAGGUUCCUCGCUGUCAGCUCAGACAGGCUUGGGAAAAGGGAGGUGGCUGACGGAGAGGAGCAGGUACCUAAGCCUAAAGAUCCCCAGGAGGACAGGGACGUCUUGGACGGUGAAGGAGAAACUGCUGCAGCAGCAAAUACACACAGAGAUGAUGGAAACAGCAUUCACCACAACCUUAGUCUGCCUAUGGAGACGGGCACCAGCUGCAUUAACCUUCUACCUCCUUCUGAAGGAGGUCCCAGACAUUUCCCAUCCUCACAUGGAGACUUAACACUUCCUGAUAGGAACAAACUCACACCUCUGUUGUUCUGCUUCUGCUGUGGUCUGGGCUGUGAUGACAGCAGUUCUCUAUCAGGCAGUGACCAGGAUCCUGGUCACAGCAACCUCAUCUUCUACAAUUCCAUCUCCUACAAAGUGGACCAGGCCUCCAUAGCUGCUUCAGCCAACAGAGGCCUCUGUCACUGCAAGAACAGCUGUCGCUCCCGGAGUAGAUCCCUGUAAGACUGGGUUUCACUAAAGGAAUAUUUUAGGUUUUUUAUAGAGACUAUCAGCAGUAAGGACAAUAACUUUGUGAUUAAAAAAAGGAAAAUACUUGUUUGUUUCAAGUUUCACCUUACUUUUAAAAAGUAACUGAGUAAGUACUCAAUACAUUUGCAUACAGUGAAGGUUUUAGAAUUUGUUUAUAUUUUUAAGUCUAGGACAGAUGGACAGUACCUGGUUCACUGGGGCAGAAGAUCAACAUGAAGAGCCAGCAGCUCCAAAAGACGGCUAUGUAGUUUGUCUACAUUACGACUAUUCCCACCAAUAAAUCUGUAAAGAUUUUCAGGAAAUGAUGUCUUGUCAGUUGGAAGUUCCUGUUCUCCAUCUAGAAAAAAAAAUAAAAAUCAACAAAUCAUGUCCAUUGAGGAUGAAUAAGUUUUGUGAUCAUGGGGUUUACAAAUAAAUGUACUGUACCUGAUUAGACAUUGUAAAACUGGCCUCAUUUUUAGAUGGCUGAACAGAGGAGGUUACACAAAGGGUGUACACAUACCACUUCAAUAUGUAUAGGUUCCUUCAAUUCCUUUGUGGGGCCACAAGGUGGAACAGUGGUUUGUGCUUUUGUAGACUGUUUUUCUUUUCAGUAUGAGUGAAUAGUUCACUCUAAACUGACAUACAUGUCUCCUCUGUCCUCAUCAGCUGACUGCUGGGUUCAGCUCCAUCUCUCCAGUGGUGAACAUAUCACAGGAAGCACACAAACAGUUCAGAAGUUUUAAUUUGGACAACAAGGAUUAAACAAUGUUAAAAUGACAUCAAAUCCAAGGACUUUUAGGAGACCAAAACUUACAAAAACGUUAUUCUUCUAAAAUAAAAAAGGCCUUUUCCACGUGAAAAUGAUGUGUCAAAUCUACGUACACCAUUCUCAGUAAUUGUAUGCAUACAAAAAACAAAUCCACAUCACAUGAUGCUUAUGUUCAAGUAUAUUUAUCAACUUCAUCUAAGCAUUCCCCUUAUUUGAAAGAAAAUGUCCUUCAAAAUAAAACAAAAUGUCAGAAAAACCACAUUUUAUGUACUACCAAUACAUAUAUACUGUAUAAAUACAUACAUAAAUACACUUUACAUACAACAGCCAUAAAUUUGAAAAGUGGAAUAUACAGAGGAGAGGGGAGUGGAGGGGUAGGGUGGUAGUGUGUGUUUUAGCUUGUGUUGUAAAACCUUUGUUGCCUCUCCGUCGUCCAACGGAUA
Messenger RNA from Cynoglossus semilaevis (tongue sole), 2626 nucleotides. Its product is annotated as potassium channel subfamily K member 15-like. The record is from RefSeq and is a predicted model, not a curated record. The transcript has 2 exons. Gene Ontology annotation, molecular function: outward rectifier potassium channel activity; potassium ion leak channel activity. NCBI's taxonomy places the organism in Eukaryota, Metazoa, Chordata, Actinopteri, Pleuronectiformes, Cynoglossidae. Gene Ontology annotation, biological process: stabilization of membrane potential; potassium ion transmembrane transport. Gene Ontology annotation, cellular component: plasma membrane. Bases 173 to 1405 code for a protein of 410 amino acids.